Molecule: messenger RNA, 966 nt
Organism: Camellia sinensis
Lineage: Eukaryota; Viridiplantae; Streptophyta; Magnoliopsida; Ericales; Theaceae
Source: RefSeq, a predicted model, not a curated record
AUGAAAGAGAAGGGCAAGGCUGUGGAGACAUACAACAACUACUACUCAUCAUCAUCAGACCUUCCAUGCCCAAAACACCCAUUUUCAUCAUCCAUCGGGAUUUGUGCUCACUGCCUUAAAGAAAGGCUAAUAAACCUGGUUUGCUCAGACUGUGGAGAACAAAGACUCUCUUCAUGUUCUUGCUCUGGUGUCUCUUCAUACCCAAAUUCUUACUUUGCUGAGGUGGGUAGUGUUGGAAGAAUCUCAUUCCUUAUAGAGAAUGAAACAAAGCUAUCCCAUUCAAACCCCACCAUCAAGAGGAGUAAUAGUAGCUGUGUUGGUAUUGUUAAGAAAAGAAGUGGAUUUUGGAGGAUUGGGAGGCUUUUUAGGAAGAAAAGAGAAAAGGGUUGUGAUGAGAGGAGUGAAAUGUGGAUGUUUGAUCACAUGAGUAUUUCUAGGUCUAGGUCUCUAUGUGGUUUCAGGGGUGGAAGUUUUUAUAAUGACCCAGAAGAAGAAGAUCAAAGUAAUGAUCAUCAAUUUGCAUUUUCAAGUGCUAAAAUCUCUGAUUCUGAGAGGAUGAGUGGUUUUAGUGAAACAGAGAACAGAAAAAGUGGAUUGAAAGGUGUGUCGGAUGGUAAAACUGGUUUGAAUGGUACCAAUACAAACAAAAGUGUUUUUCCAGUUAAAGAAAGUGAUUUGAGUCUCAUGGAGGAGUCAGGAUUUAUUGACUUAAAGAUUGAUUUAUCAUCAUCAUCAGAGUCAAAACCAGAGUUCUCUGUUGUGAAGAAGAGUGAAGUCUCAUCAGUUUCAGAUUUGGGUAGUUUGAGAGGUGGGGUUUUUUUGGGACACCAUGAAUGUUGUGAAGGUUCUUUUGGGAUUUCAGUGAAUGGCGAUGACAUUGGAAUCAAGAAAGACAAGAAAGGCUAUAAGGCUUGGAGAUGGAUCUUCAAGCACCAUCUCAAUUGGAAAAGCAGUGCAACCAAGUAA